AGAGGAGGGUCGGGCACGGACCAGACUUGACGUGAGGCGCUGGACCUCGGCGGCGGUCUGGAGACAACUGGCUUCCUGAAGCCGUCCCUACCCCGAGCCCAGCGUUCCUAAGUCUGUGUCCGCGGGGCAGAGCCGAGCCACCUUCGGUUAGGCGUUCGAGGCGAGCCCGCGCGCCCUGACAGCGGGGCCGGGAGGUCUCGCGAGAUCCGUACGCCUCACGAGCCCGACCGGCGUCUUGGGAGCGGCUGAAGUGAGAGUAUCGGGAUGGACGAGGAUCUGGUGGUCGCGCUGCGGCUGCAGGAGGAGUGGGACGUGCAGGCGGCGCGGCGCGCGGCGGCGCGGGAGCCCCUAUCGUUGGUGGACGCGUCCUGGGAGCUGGUGGACCCCACCCCGGACCUGCAGGCGCUCUUCCUGCAGUUUAACGAUCGCUUCUUCUGGGGUCAGCUGGAGGCCGUGGAGGUGAAGUGGAGUGUGCGCAUGACACUGUGUGCUGGCAUCUGCACCUAUGAAGGGAGAGGAGGCAUGUGCUCCAUCCGUCUCAGUGAACCCUUGUUAAAACUCAGACCAAGAAAGGACCUUGUAGAGACUCUCUUGCACGAAAUGAUCCAUGCUUACUUAUUUGUCACUAAUAAUGACAAAGACCGAGAAGGACACGGCCCAGAGUUCUGUAAACACAUGCAUCGAAUCAACCAGCUGACAGGAGCCAACAUAACGGUCUACCACACUUUCCACGAUGAGGUGGAUGAGUAUCGCCGGCACUGGUGGCGCUGCAAUGGACCCUGCCAGCACAAACAGCCCUACUAUGGCUAUGUGAAGCGUGCCACCAACAGGGCUCCCUCUGCUCAUGACUACUGGUGGGCUGACCACCAGAAAACUUGUGGAGGCACUUACAUAAAAAUCAAGGAGCCAGAGAACUAUGCAAAGAAAGGCAGAGGAAAGACAAAAGCAGGCAAGCAGCCCACAUCGGCAGUGGAGAAUAAAGAUAAACUGUGCAGAGGAGAGGCCCAGCCGCUCAUCCCAUUCAGUGGCAAAGGGUAUGUUCUUGGAGACACAAGCACUUGCCCUUCAGCUGGGAAGCUGAACACCUCACACAUGGUUAAUGACACCAAAGGUCUCUCAGGUCAAGACCAUUCAGCGAGUGGCCUGAAGCUCGAUUCCAACGUUGAGGUGAAAUGUGAACAGAACGGUCUUCCAAAUAAGAAGCCUCAUCUUGUCACCCCUCUUCCCACUGCUAGUCACCAAAGUGUCCUGAGCAGCUACUUCCCCAGAGUCUCUGUUGCCAACCAAAAGGCUUUCAGAAAUGUAAAUGGAUCCCCAGUGAAGAGUGGAACCAUCGAUGGCACCAAGCACUCUGCCUCAGCAGGCGCUCAGAGAAAGGUUCCACCUUCUAGGGCAUCCCUGAGAAAUUCCUCCAAAGUCACGGCACCAGCAUCAGCAACCGUGACAUCUGCAGCUGGGACUUCCGCAGCCAUAUCCCGAGAGGAGAGUGGGUCUGAAGACCAAUUCCUGAACAAGCGACCCAGGUUGGAGGACAGGACUGCUUUGAAUAAUAUCAAGGAGCAAACACAGAGUGGUGGUGACCUUGAGGAUAGCUCACGGCCCACAGCCAUCAGCACGCCUCGGAGCUCAGGCGGUCAGCGGCGGCUGGUCAACUGUCCAGUGUGUCAGGGCGUAGUUUUGGAGUCGCAGAUUAAUGAGCACUUGGACCGCUGCCUGGAAGGCAGCAAAACCAACCUCCGACCUCGAAGAGUGUGAGGUGGAGUGGGUCCCACACCGCCUGAUGGCUCAUGGUGCCGUCACCCAGCAGUUGAAGGACGUGUGGGUCACAGUGUGACUUACUGCACCAGCAGUGUCAUGUCUUACAUACACACAACAAACAGCUGUGCUUUAAGUCUGCAUUUCCAUCCAGACGUGUCCCUGUGACCCCAGAUGCUCAGGGAAGUGAGGCAGGAGCAUCACUGCAGCCCACGGCCUUGGUAGUGUAGGGAGCCUGUCUCAGGAGCUUACUUGUCAGCGUGCUGGGUCCACACAUGCCUUACCAAGACAUGGCCCUGUUUGUUCUGUAUUUGUGUAUGGCUUUGUGUACUUUGGGGUUUUUUUGUUUGUUCAUAAGGUUUUCGAGUACUAUUUUUAUUUAUAUAUUCUCAAGAUGGUCUUAUCAGGAGUCCUGACAGCUGAAUACUUUUAAUGUUAAGCCCCGUUCUCUAAACUGAUGUUAAUCUUUUUGAGGUCUGACACUUUGUUCAGAUAGUAUGAAACAGUAGUUGUCCUAAAAGCAUCCAGAUUUUUUUUUAAUCCUAACAUAUGUUUUCUAUAUUUUAAAAGAUUUUACUUUCUACAUAAAGGUGGUUGCAAGUUUUAAAGACUUCUAUAUUCAUAAUUUAUAUUUUAAAUAUAGUAUGUAUAUUUAUGUAUAUAAUCUGUCCUGCUUUUACUAAAAGUGGCAGAUUUUAAAGACUCAUAUUUAAAAGAAUUUUUAUAGCUCCUGGCAACUCAUGUUAAAAUCCCAGUACUUGGGAGGCUGAGGCAGGGCGGUGGCUGUGGGGUUUGGAGCCAGCCUGGGCCUGGCUCUAGCGUGGGCUGUGGUGAGUCUGGUUGGUUUUUCUCUUUCCUUGUUCCAUCUUUAUUCACCGAGCGGUGGCUGCAGAAUUGAGAGUAGAGUGGAUACUGGAUGGACAGUACCGUUGUUUAGAAUGUUAAAGCCGUCACUUGGUUCUGCGGCCUAUUUGAUGGGGACUUAAGUGAACGGUUUAAACUUGGUGCUAAAACGUAACUGAUGUAGAACCUCUCACAAAGCUGCCUGACUCCUUGGAGAGCAGAAAAGGCCUGGGCAGCACUGUGAACUGUACAGCAAAGUGCAAACAAAAGAUGGUCAUAUCCUCUGAGCACUGUGAGGUGCUGUCUUUCCGCGUUUGGGCAGAGACACACAGACACUGCUCAGUUUGUUUGUCUCAUGUCUGUCCCUCCACCUUGCUACAAGGUGCACAAAGCUUGUGAGGUCAGGUGAACCUGGCUUGUCUGGUGUUCCCCUGUAUAACUUCCCCCAUUCCCACCUCCCCCAGGGGCCUGGGACAGGGCCUGCCUUCCUUAUUAGAGAGUGGGAAGGUGGUAUCUUUGUUAUUGUGUAGGCUUAUUUUCAUUCCUCUGUAGAACUUAAAGAUAACUAGAAGUUUCCCCCUCACCCCAGUAUUAUUGAACCAUUGGAAGUGUCCUGGUGCAGGGCUAAGCGACAACACCCACUCAGGAGUGGACUGUCACAGGGUGUCUGUGGUCAGCUUUAUCUGAGUCCUCUCCUCCCAACAGUGUGCCAUUGUCAGCCUCUCCGCAUUCCUGACAGGAUCUUUAGCCUGUCAGAUCGGAUACCAAGUUUUGAUAUUUCUUAAAGCAUGAAGUUAAAUUUUUGUUAAUGUUUAUAGGUAAGUAGCUAUUGAGGCUUUUUGUUUGGAUAUAUGCCAUAUUUUCACCAAUUUAACAGGUUAUAGACAAAUAUUUUUGUGCCAAACUGCAUAGCUGUGUUUAUGAAGUAAGUCAGAUGGUAGUUCGUGCCUUUCAGGAGCGACCUCCUCAGUGAGGGAAACAUGCAGGUUAAUAUUAGUUAGUGCUUAUGGCGGUGCGGGGUCAGGGUCUCACUCCGGCACUGGUUUUUACCGAGUUGAGUUAGCUUGUUAAGGAGGGGGGGGGGGAUCUCAGGCGGGGAGAGAACUGGGCACAUCUGUGGAAACCCAAGAUGUUGAGCAGGAUGGGAUGUGAGGUCUGAGCCAGCGGCAGGAGGGAGAGCGUAGACAGACAGGCUAGCCAGGUUGAGGGUGUCCGCCAACCAGCUCUGCAGUGACGGUGUGCACAUUAGAAAGUGGGAAUGGGAGGAACCCGUGCCUGUUACAGGAGAUUUGCCGGAAGAGUAAUUAUCCUUUAUCUGUCAUUUUAUCAAUGAAAUGUGAAUUUUGUAUUCUCCCUUUGGAAGCAAAUUUCUGACCCCACAGUGGAGCUAAAGUUGGUUCAGCUCCACAUCGUAGGGCCCACAGCCAUAGGUCCUGUUUCUGUACAAUUUGUGCUUUCAUCCCAGUUGCACGAUGGCUAAAGGCAAUGUGAGAAACCUUUGUUUGGCUUUGGCCGACUGGGCACACAUCCUGACUGGGACCUCUGAGGCAAAUGGGAAAACACUAAAACCUCAUUCUCUCUUGUUCCAAAACUCUAGUUUUUUUCAAAACUUUACAGAUUUUAAAAAAUAAACGAUGUUUUGAUGUAAA
Messenger RNA from Rattus norvegicus (Norway rat), 4247 nucleotides. RefSeq names its product SprT-like N-terminal domain (gene Sprtn). The record is from RefSeq and is marked validated. Gene Ontology annotation, biological process: positive regulation of protein ubiquitination; interstrand cross-link repair; proteolysis. The coding region runs from base 265 to 1755 and encodes 496 amino acids. Gene Ontology annotation, molecular function: ubiquitin binding; K63-linked polyubiquitin modification-dependent protein binding; metalloendopeptidase activity. Lineage: Eukaryota; Metazoa; Chordata; Mammalia; Rodentia; Muridae. Gene Ontology annotation, cellular component: chromosome; nucleoplasm; nucleus. The transcript has 5 exons.